UUAACUUGGAACAGGUGGGAGAGUCAGGCUAUAAAAAGUUCUUGUGCGUGUUAUUGGAAUAUGUCACACAAUUCCAAGGGGAACCGAACCACUCGGUAAUACAACACGGAUAUAUUUGAUGAAUUUCAUCACAUUCUGACAUGUUCUGAAAAGUUGUACCGAUGCUGCAGUGCCAGUGGGUAAUAAGUGCAAUAGGGAAGUGACCAGGAACACAAAAUGACUGCUGUAUGAACGCCCUUCAGCCCAUGAAUCACAUUUUCCAUCCGAAUACUGACUUCAGACCGGGCCUCCUUCCAAAGCAACUUUUUUUUCCCCCCCUGACGGACAGAAGAAGUGGAAAGUCGCCUUCCUGAGAAACAGACGUGACUUUACUUCGACUUUACGUUUGGGAAGUGGAAGACUAGUGUAUUGUUAUGGUGUCUUUCCUAAGUAGGCCAGGGAUUACGCUUCCUUUUCAAGUAACUUUGCCACUUUUUGUUAUGUUUCACUUGUGGAAUCGAAACGUCGCCACCAUCGGGGUCUUUUAUUGACCCGGACGACAUGGAUCUCCAGGUGAUUGUUUGGCUAAUUUACUGCUUUGUUCUGCCAGUCGUCUUGUUUACAGCCUGUGUUCUUCGCUACAACGUGCUGUCGCUGGUUUACUUGAUUUACUUCCUGUUGCUGCCAUGGUUUCCCAGUCCCAACAAACACACCAUCAGAGGUCAUACAGGACAUUUCAUCAGGGCAAUAUUCUGUACCAGUCUACUGUUUGUACUGGGCCAUAUCUGCUUCCAGACAGUGCUAUACACCUACCCUCCUCUGAACAUCGCCAUCGGUGACAACUGUUCACACGUGGACGUCAUAACCAGACAUAUAGGACUGUCCAGGCUUCCAUUGGAGGAUCCUUGGACUAUCUUGCGCCUUUUGUGUCCAGACCUGGUGGUGUGCGGGGUUUCCUUGCUAACCAUAAUCCUAUGCAGAAGACUCGUCACAAACCGAGUCAUGCUAGCUGCACCCAGUAUUACAACAACAGAUGAUGAAGCAACAGAAGAUGAAGAAUCAGAGGAUGAGGAUGAAGUAGAUGAAGAUGAAGUAGAGUCAUUUCCUGGUGAGCACGCUCCACACGGCUUUUCAACGACAACGUUAGCCAAGCAGCUGGCCGAGCGUCUAAAGGCCGAAGUCCGUAAAGUGCUGCUGGACCUGGGGAGGAUCUUUGCCAUUAGCCUGCUGGCGUUGGCCGGAAUCACAUUGCCCUCUGCUUUCUCGGCUAUCUAUUUCCUGCUUUUCAUCGGUGUCAGCACGUGGUGGGCUUGUCACCUUCCAAUCAGUCAUCUGGGUUUCAAUGCUCUGUGUGUGAUGGUGGGCUUCUUCACGGCUGGACAUAUUGUUUGUUUAUACUUAUACCAGUGUCUCCUGGCCCAGGCGCUUUUCCCUCCGGACAGUCUGUGGGCGAGACUGUUUGGUCUGAAGGACAUCAUCAAACCAGGAAACUGCUCUUCACUGGAUGAUUUCAACCUUAAUGCCCAAUAUGACUGGCCGGUUUACGUCAAUCCAGGAAUACUCUUCCUUCUCUACAUUACCUCCGCAACAGUCCUGAAGACGGGUCAUGGAACACCUAACCAGGAAGAAGACAAGCAGCUGCCCAAAACUGAACGUGACCUUGAAGACGAGAUGGUGGAGUUAAGCUCAUGGAGUCAAAGGAGGGACGACGGUGAAAAUGAAAAGCAGCAUAUGCUCUUACGUGUGGAAAGUGAACUCAUAGGAGAAAGCCAUGAAACUUUGGCUGAAGGAAGUCCACCACAACUUGGUUUUGGUCACGCCAGUGGUGGCCAACAAGCUGAAAGUCCAUUGGUAAUUCUGGGAAAGGUGGUGCUGCAGCAGAGCUAUGUCUGCGCUCUCAUAGCAAUGAUGGUUUGGAGCAUCACGUACCACAGCUGGCUGACAUUUGUCUUGCUGCUGUGGGCUUGUCUCAUCUGGAUCCUGCGUGCCAGACGACAUGCAGCCAUGCUGUGUUCUCCGUUUAUCUUGGUUUAUGCUGUGGCGUUGUGUUGUCUCCAGUAUGUGUGGGCCAUGGAGCUUGACCCUGAACUGCCUACCACUAUGGGAACCAUGAGUCUCAGACAGCUCGGGCUGGAUAAAGCCCAGUACCCGUGUCUGAGACUGGGAGCUAUGCUCCUGUUCACCUCAACCUUUUGGCUCUUAUUACGGCAGUCAGUGAAGGAAAACUUCAGCAUGAGAAAGAAAAUGGCCGCACCCCUGCAAGAGGUCACCACAUCAGAAAUGGAUUCCUCGCAUGAAUCAGCGCUAAAGGUCCUGGGAGGAAUGGUGCUGAGUUGCUAUGCCAAAUAUUGGAUCUACGUGUGUGCUGGGAUGUUCCUCAUGGUCUCCUUUGUGGGAAAACUCGUUGGAUACAAGCUCAUCUACAUGCUGCUUUUCCUGCUCUGCCUCUGCAUAUAUCAGGUGUACUAUUCCGUUUGGAGGCGUCUUUUGAAAUUAUUCUGGUGGCUUGUUGUUGCCUACACCAUGCUGGUGCUGAUUUCCAUCUACACCUACCAGUUUGAAGACUUCCCAGUUUACUGGAGGAAUUUUACCGGUUUAAAAGAACAACAGCUGGCAGCGAUUGGUCUGGAGACGUUUGCCCUCUCAGAACUGUUUGUUAGCAUUCUGAUCCCUGGAUUCUUCUUGUUGGCCUGCAUUCUACAGCUGCACUAUUUCCACAAACCCUUCAUGAGAAUCACUGACCCUGAAUAUGUGUUACCAAUACACAGGAAACGCAGCUUUGAGCAGACUGGCCCUCGUCAUGUUGGAACGCUCUCUGAAGAGGAUGUGGUCACCAACAUGGAUGAUGACUCAGCAGAUAAAGAGAAGUUGAUGCCUAGCAAGUGGGGUCUGGUGAUGGACAGGUUACUGGUUCUCUUCAGAAAGUUCUCAGACAUUCUCACAAGAGGUCAAGUCUUUCUCUGGAGGCUUCUGGAAAUCCACAUCCUUAAGAUGGUGGCCUUCUACUCUGUGUGGGUUGCGCUUGAAGAGCCGUCCGUGCUAAACCUGGUCCUGGUGGUGCUGUGGUCUUUGGCAAUGCCGUUCAGCGGCUUCAGACCGAUGGCCUCCAGUCUGUCAACAGUGUGGGUGUGUGUCAUCAUCAUGUGUAAGAUGCUGUACCAGCUGAGUGUCGUCAGCCCCCCCGAGUACUCCAGCAACUGCAGCCUCCCUCUACAAAAUGAAACCAACCUGUCACAAGGGGAAAUAAGGAAUUCUUCCCUGUAUCGGGCACCGGUGGAUCCAGCCCGAUGGUUUGGUAUCAGGAAGGAAGCUACUGUACUGGACUACAGCAAGAGCCACUUGGUGGUGCUGCUGCUGUUGGUGUUCGAGGCCACGGUGUAUCGUCAUCAGGCUCACCACUACCGCCAGCUCCAGCGGUCUCCCCCGAACAUACCGGUCCUGUUCACGGAAGCCACCAGGGACACUUUGGACAAAGGCCUCAUACCCUGCUUCAAGUACCUGCUCAACUACACGUUCUACAAGUUUGGAUUAGAGAUCUGCUUCCUGAUGACUGUGAAUGUGAUUGGCCAACGGAUGAACUUCCUGGUCAUCAUCCACGGCUGCUGGUUGGUCGCCAUCUUAGUGAGACGACGUCGAGCAAAAAUUGCAAGGAUUUGGCCCAAAUAUUGUCUCUUUCUGGCCGUCUUCAUGAUCUAUCAGUAUCUGCUGUGUGUGGGUAUACCACCUGCCCUCUGCAAAGAUUACCCAUGGCGGUGGAACACCCCGGUUUUGAUGAACUCCGCGCUCAUUAAAUGGCUUUACCUACCAGACUUCUACACGGUGCCCAACUCCAAAAACCUGAUAGUGGACUUUGUGCUGCUGAUAUGCGCAUCCCAGCAGUGGAAAGUGUUCGAGUGUGAGCACCUGGAGGAGUGGAUGGUUCUGGCAGGAGACAAUACGGACAGCCCCGAUCCCAUGGAAGGACGACUGUUCAACCCCGCACCCAACUUCAUCAACUGCAGGAGUUACCUGGACAUGGUUAAGGUGUUCGUGUUUGGCCACCUGUUCUGGUUUGUCCUGUCCGUGGUCUUCAUCACCGGGGCCAUGCGGGUCUCGGUGUUUGGAUUGGGAUACCUUCUCUCCUGUUUCUUUUUUUUGCUUUUUGGCACCCAGUUAUUUGUCAAAACAUCCAAGACACGCCUUGCCAUGUGGGACUGUCUCAUCAUCUACAAUGUGGCGGUCAUCAUAUCCAAAAAUAUUCUAUCAAUUCUGGCGUGUGUGUUUGUUUUGGAGAUGCAGAAGAGCUUUUGUUGGAUGAUCCAACUCUUCAGCUUAGUUUGCACAGUCAAAGGAUACUACGAUCCAAACACAAUUAGUGAUAAGAACUGCAGCCUGCCGGUCCAGGAAGCUGGGAUCAUCUGGGACAGUAUUUGUUUUCUCUUCCUGUUGCUGCAGAGAAGGGUCUUCCUCAGUUUCUAUUUCAUUCACGUCGUCGACGAAUUGCAGGCGUUUGCUCAACAGGCGUCAAGGGGGUGUGAGCUCUUCAAAGCCACGAUAAUGAAAAACAUCAAAUUACACCAACAGGCUGAGAAGAAAUCCUUAUCACAGCUCAAGAGAUCAAUGCAGAGAAUUCGCUCCAAACAGCAGAAGUACAGAGAUGGACACAAAAUUCCAGAAGAAGACACCCAGAGUGGAAGUAGUGAAACCAAGACAGAAAAAAGAAGUUGUUCUCAGUCACGGUUGGACCACGCAACAGUCCUGCACUCAGGAGAGUACUACCUGUUUGAAUCGGAUAGCGAAGGUGAACAUGAACUACUGUCUGAGGAGCAGAAACCUCAGAAGCAGACUGCCUACCAGUUGGCUUAUCAGGCGUGGGUGACCAAUUUGAAAAGAGCUCUGAGAGAACGUCAGAGAAGCCAAAGACAACAGAGAAGACUUGAAAUGGUCGAGGAUGAGAUUGCCACGCAACACGUGUCACAAGAGGAGGCUUGCUCUGUAAAAGAUGACAACUAUGUGUUUGAAGAUCUUCAGUUUCAGGAGCUAGAGGAACCAGAGGAGUCUGGCCACGGAGAGAUUGUUCAGAGGAUCUUGGAUAUGCUGAGUUUUUUAUGGGCCAUCGUUCAAGCCAUGAUGGAUGGGCUGACCCAGUGGCUUAACCUGCUGACUAAGCAAUAUCGGGAAACGUCUGCGGUGCUGUGCAAUGAACGCUACUUCUUUAUCAAGAAAAUACAGCAACCUCACAUGACAGCAGACUCUUCGGGCGACCAUCUUUCUCAGGGAAGUGGGAGUUCUCAUUUGAGUCACACCGAAAACGAUUUCUCUACACCGUACAGCUGCUUGGGAGAUAGCCAGGUUGCGGAGGGCUCGGCUCCUCCCCCGAGGCUCGGCAGCACCGCCAACCUCUUGAAUCCCGACCUUCUGCUCGGAAGCGGUGACCAGAUACCCCAUCAAUCAUCAAUCGUGCAACAACACAGACACUCCAGAACAGCCAGUGAGGUGCUGGGAGACAGGCACAUCUUCAUCGAAGAACUGGAAGAAAGCAGAAUGUUCUACAGCAAUCAAAACCGCGUACUGAAGCUGCUCUUCGCCACUCACAGUCUGUUGGCAGCCCACUCCGAGCUCGUUUGUUAUUUCAUCAUCAUCUUGAAUCAUUUGGUCAGCGCCUCCGUGAUAUCGCUGCUCCUGCCCAUUCUGGUCUUUCUGUGGGCCAUGUUGACUGUUCCCAGACCAAGCAAAAGGUUUUGGAUGACUGCCAUUGUCUACACGGAGGUGAUGGUGUUGGUAAAAUACCUGUUCCAGUUUGGCUUUUUUCCUUGGAAUAGUGUGUAUGAGAUGACUUUGAAUGAAGACAAGCCUUUCUUUCCACCUCGCAUCUUGGGUGUGGAGAAGACGGACACGUACAUAAGAUAUGAUCUCCUUCAGUUGCUGGCUUUGUUCUUCCAUAGAUCUUUGCUCAUGCGUUACGGCCUGUGGGACCACAAAGACCCCUUGGAGGAACAGAGUAGCUCUUCAGAGAAUAACAAAGAGAGCCGAGACAAAACCAAAGUGUGUAGUUUAAACUCUGCGUCCACCACUGAAAACCUAAACAUCAUCCACCUGGAACAACUUGAAAAGGUGAAUGUGGACGAUGUUGGAAUAAGCACUUGCAGCGUCACCACACAACUCCUUUCCGCUGACUCGGCAGCAGAACUCGUGCCUGGGCCGAAUCCUUCUGGUGGCUCGGAAAAGGACGCAGUGAGCGGGAGCAAUGAGGAGUUCAUGGAGAAAGGCCAGCAGAAAAGCGGCGGCCUCCACUUCCGAAGGAAACUAAGAGAGCUUAAAAAACAGAAUUCCAAAGUGAAGUCCACCUCCGAGAGCUCAUGUUCCAGCAAAGACCAAGGGAACAAAAAGAGGAAGGCCAAGAAGCGAGAAGUAGCCAGCCGUAGACUACAAACGAUUCGACAUAAGUUAAAACUAGCAUUUAUUUAUGGCAUCCAGGGUGUUUACAAGCCCAUUCAAGGUUUCUUCAUUCAUACCCUUCGAGGAGACUAUCGGGUUGCCACCGAUGUCUACGCGCUCAUGUUCCUGACUGACGUCAUCGACUUCAUCGUCAUUGUGUUUGGCUUUUGGGCUUUUGGGAAGCACAGUGCAGCAGCUGAUAUAGCGUCCACCUUGUCAGAAGACCAGGUUCCUGAAGCGUUCCUGGUGAUGCUCCUCAUCCAGUUCAGUACCAUGAUCAUUGACAGAGCGCUCUACCUGCGGAAGGCCGUCUUGGGGAAACUCAUUUUCCAGGUGGGUCUUGUGUUUGGGAUACACCUUUGGAUGUUCUUCAUCCUCCCGGCUGUCACUGAAAGGAGGUUCAAUCAGAACUUAGUGGCCCAGCUGUGGUACUUUGUCAAAUGUAUUUACUUUGCCCUGUCAGCAUACCAGAUCCGCUGCGGAUACCCAACUCGUAUUCUUGGCAACUUCCUCACCAAAAACUACAGCCACCUCAACUUGUUUCUCUUCCAAGGUUUCCGUCUGGUCCCUUUCCUCGUAGAGCUGCGAGCCGUGAUGGACUGGGUUUGGACUGAUACGACCUUGUCUCUGUCCAACUGGAUGUGUGUAGAGGACAUUUAUGCCAAUAUUUUCAUCAUCAAAUGCAGCCGUGAGACGGAGAAGAAAUAUCCACAGCCGAAAGGACAAAAGAAAAAGAAGAUGGUGAAAUAUGGAAUGGGUGGACUCAUCAUCCUCUUCUUAGUGUGCAUCAUCUGGUUUCCCCUGCUCUUCAUCUCAUUGGUCAGAUCUGUGGUGGGUGUGGUCAACCACCCCAUUGACGUCACCGUUACCGUCAAGCUCGGAGGAUAUGAGCCUCUCUUCACCAUGAGCGUCCAGCAGCAGUCCAUUCAGCCUUUCACACAGACGGAGUAUAAUGAACUUAGCAAAAAGUUUGGCAACAACGCGGUAGCCAUGCAAUUCAUUUCCCUGUACGGUUGCGAGGACGUUGUCACAGCCAUGAUUGAAGGCAGCUCGGGAUCAGUGUGGAGAAUAAGCCCCCCCAGCAGACAGGAAGUGAUCAAAGAACUUCUGGAAAGCCCCGCUGACCUAACAUUACGUCUGUCGUGGAAUUUCCAAAGGGACCUGGGUAAAGGAGGGACUGUGGAGCACACGUAUGACAAACAUUCCAUUCAUCUGGAGCCGGGGAAUCCCGUCAGAGCCAAUCUGGCUUCUCUUCUGGUGGGCAAUCGCACCAAGCCCGUGCAUGUUCCUAACAUGUUCCCAAAUUACAUCCGGGCCCCCAAUGGAGCAGAGGCCAAACCAGUCAGUCAACUAUAUGAAGGAAAUGAUGGCGGCUACCAGAAUAUAACCCUUUUCUUGAUGAGUGACAAGUCAUCCAGCGGGAAACAGGAGUGGUGGGACAUUGCCGUUGGGGGCUGCGACCCUUCUUCGUGUGGAGUUCUCUCCAUGAUCAUAUUCAAUGACAAAGUCAGUCCACCCAGCCUUGGCUUCCUCGCCGGUUAUGGCAUCAUGGGUUUGUAUGUGUCUGUGGUCCUCGUCAUUGGAAAGUUUGUACGAGGCUUCUUCAGUGAGAUCUCCCACUCCAUCAUGUUUGAGGAGCUUCCCUGUGUCGACCGCAUACUGAAGCUCUGCAUGGACAUCUUUCUGGUGCGUGAAACUGGAGAGCUGGAGCUGGAAGAGGAGCUUUAUUCAAAACUCAUCUUCCUUUAUCGGUCCCCGGAAACCAUGAUCAAAUGGACCAGGGACAUCCGAAGCCAAGACAGACACUGACCAAAUGAUUGGUUGUCAGCCCAAAGGAAUACUGUCCAUGAAAUAUUCCCUUAUGAAGUUGUAGUCGGUAGAACAUUUCAAGAAUGGCCAUGGAACUUUGAGAUCAAAGAACGUUCACUAUUGUUACCUGUACGCAUGUUGGAUAUCCUAAGGUGGUGGCGCUUUUAAUUCCCACGUUGGUCAACAUGGAUUCUUAUUCUUCAGACCACGCCUCUUCAUGCUGCACUUGUAUGUUUUUUUUACGUUGCCAUGACAAUUAGGGAUGCUCUCAUGGGGUUUUAUUCUACCGAUUCCGAUCAUCUGUGAGUGAAGUUGGACGAUUGGACUGAUUACAUAGUUUAUGUGUAAAUGUUUACAUUUAUUUAUGAUUGAUUAUGAUUGAGUGCUAUUGGCCUGUGGUGUCGUAUCACAGGGAACGGUUAGGAUAAUUGUCAGAAUUCCUGGUUCCACCUUUUCUGCUGGGAAGCACAAGAUCAACUUCAUUUAUACCGAAAAAUAUUUGAUGUAGUUUUUCAAAUGAACAUUCAGUAAAUCACUGGUGAAACUCUCAA
This is a messenger RNA of Doryrhamphus excisus (bluestripe pipefish), 8756 nucleotides long. The record is from RefSeq and is a predicted model, not a curated record. NCBI's taxonomy places the organism in Eukaryota, Metazoa, Chordata, Actinopteri, Syngnathiformes, Syngnathidae.